UAGCAAGCAGUUUGCUACCUGUCAUGCUAGCUAGGGUUUGGAGACCGACGGAGAGGACAUUUUGUGAAAGAGCCGAUAUUUGUACAAGUUACGGCACAAAUAAAUACGCUAUUUACGAUAAAGACAAACUCGAGAAUUUUGACUGAUAAAGGAGUGAUUGGGAAUAAUAAUUGUUUAGAUUAAGUUGGUAUUUUCAAAGAAGUAGUUGUUUUUAGACGCGGUUUAGUCACAGUUAGCCUUUUAGCUAACGUUAGCCUAGCUAUAUUAGGGCCGAAGUUUAGCUGAUAUUGGCUGGCCAGCUAGCUAACUCUCCAGUACUACGUUACCCUGUCGGGCGAAGUUGGUGAAAAUUCACAUUGUAACGCUCGGAGCGAGGAUGGCGCUGAAAAGGAUCCAUAAGGAGCUCAACGACCUGGCUCGCGACCCGCCUGCACAGUGCUCAGCAGGGCCGGUGGGCGAUGACAUGUUUCACUGGCAAGCUACAAUCAUGGGCCCUAAUGACAGUCCAUAUCAGGGAGGAGUGUUCUUCUUGACCAUUCAUUUCCCUACAGACUAUCCUUUCAAACCCCCUAAGGUUGCGUUUACCACCAGAAUUUACCACCCAAAUAUUAACAGUAAUGGCAGUAUCUGUCUGGAUAUCCUCAGAUCACAGUGGUCUCCUGCAUUAACUAUUUCUAAAGUUCUUCUGUCUAUUUGCUCUCUGUUAUGUGACCCCAACCCUGAUGACCCCCUGGUGCCAGAGAUCGCACGCAUCUAUAAAACAGAUAGUGAGAAGUAUAACAGACUAGCUCUGGAGUGGACAGCCAAGUACGCCAUGCUGUAGGAUACAGCAGAAUAGCAAGAGAAUGGACGCAGAAAUACGCCAUGUGAUGACUGGUCUCACAGCUCAUCGGAAGGAGAAUGUUGUAGCUGGAUUCAACUUAAAUUGCGGGUUUUGCUUUUGUUCGUUUUGUUCUUGGCUUAGAACCACGCCCCCUUCCCUAUUUUCACUCAUCCAUGUUACUCAUAAGAAGACAGUGUCUCUAGCUUGGACAAACUGUGUGUGUGUGUGCGCGUGUGCGUGUGCGCGAGUGUGUGCUGAUUUUAUUUAAGUAAAAAAAAAAAAAAAGGAAAAUACUUUCAUCUGGAGUCUUCCAUCGGCCGUAUUCUGAAGCAUGCAACAGCUGUAUUGGUGUGCCGUGUGGCCUGCCGGUGCUGGGCCUCCUUCCAUGUGGUUAUCAGACUACACCACCCAACCAGUGUUCCACCCACCCUGUUCUGACCUCCCUGCUGAAGAACACGCUCUGGGGUGAACCCCCCCCCUAAAUACAGAUCUAGGAUCAGGUUCCCUUCUGUACAGUUCUACCAUUUAUCCAUUAGUCUGGAAAAUGCUAAACUGAUCCACGAUCAGCUCCCAUGGGCAACUUCACUCGGCACCAAAGACACCUGACCCAAAUGGACAGUGUCUCUGGGCCCAGCCGGUGGUGUGGCGUCAUCGUCCGUGUCUGAAAUGGUAGCCUAUCCCCUAUGUAGAUUACUUCUUAAACACCCUUUAGAUUUUGUUCGGGUACGUCUGACCGGACCCCUGUUCGAUAAUGGGUGCAUAUAAAGGGUGCCUGCGUCACAAUGUCCUUCUUUCUUCCUGAAGUUGUUCGUUCCAAGCACAUUUGAAAUCGUUGGAUUGUUGUAGCCAUUGAUUAGAUUGGUGUUUCCCAAACCUGGUUCUGGGGCCCAGAGGGAUACUCUGUUCUUGCCUUUGCACGCCUACCUUUUUGACACUGACAGCUUUAUAAGUUGAAUCAAGUGUGCGCACGCAUUGACAAACUGAGCACAUCUUUGGACUGGGACUGGGAUUGGAGAACACUGGGUUAAAUGUAGUUACAACUUAAAUGCACUUUCCUUUCAAAUCCUUGUAGUGAACAGCUGCACACUUGGGAAUAAAGCAGAGAUUGUUUGAAGUAUUGCAGUGUGCUAGUAGUGUUCUCUGUAGGGAAUAGGGUGUAUUUUGGGACACGUCAGUACAACGUUUUCUACUGGUGUUAGAUAAUGAACCACGGCCUGAGAACAUAACCAUGUCAUAAACAACUGUAGACAAACCCUGUGCCGUGUCAACACCCACAGGAGAAUAUAAGGAUUUUAAUGUUGUAUUUUAUGCAUGAUAUUAAUAAAGGUGUAUAUAAAUCUAAUAUGUUCUGCAGAUUGUGGUUAAAUUGCAGGGGUGGGCAGAUGGAAAUGUAAUCCCUUUUUAAAAGCUUUCUUUUUCAUGGUUUUAGAACUGUAACUAUAGUUCAGUCACCAACGUAGACACUGUCUUCUUGUGACUCUGAAACAUGAUGCUAAGCUUAUAGUUGAACUGUCAACUGUUGGCUUUGAUUCCUUUUUUGUUUUCCCUUCAAUAAAGUUGCUAAAAUAUA
Messenger RNA from Esox lucius (northern pike), 2393 nucleotides. RefSeq names its product ubiquitin-conjugating enzyme E2 D2. The record is from RefSeq and is a predicted model, not a curated record. Gene Ontology annotation, molecular function: ubiquitin conjugating enzyme activity. NCBI's taxonomy places the organism in Eukaryota, Metazoa, Chordata, Actinopteri, Esociformes, Esocidae. Gene Ontology annotation, biological process: protein polyubiquitination; ubiquitin-dependent protein catabolic process. Gene Ontology annotation, cellular component: nucleus. The coding region runs from base 377 to 823 and encodes 148 amino acids. The transcript is spliced from 8 exons.